AUGGUACAUGGCGCCUUCGAUGGUGUCGAAAAGAGUAAUAAGACCAAGACUAUCACCGGUCGCCAUGGAGGUUCAAAAAAAUACACAAUUGAGGAUAUAGAGCGAAGCUUUCUCGAUCAGAAACCCAAGCUUGAUAACAGGGCUUUGAAAGACUCACAGCUCAAGCGGGGCUUACUGGACACAGCGACAAUCACAAUGGGCGCUAACAUACACCCAGAACUACGAACAAUAUCUGAUAUGGUCCCAGAAAAUCGAGAGCAUGAUGCAGAAUCCGCAGAUCAAGAUGAUCUCAUGGAAAUGGAUAAUGUGGGAUACACAGAUCAAACGACUUCAACAGCAUUUGUAGUUGACACAAAUUUUAUUUUAUCGCAUCUGCAUAUCUUAGAGGACUUGCGUUGCCGAAGUCGUGAUUACCAGCACCAGAUUGUUAUUCCGCGUACAGUUAUUCAUGAAUUGGAUGGCUUAAAAAAUGCGACCGAUAAAUUCGAAAAGAAGCUUUCGGGAUCUUCUGAACCUGAGACUAUAAGUUUGCUGGCGCGUAAAGCUAAUGAUUGGAUAUAUACCCACUUGGCGAAUCUAAACUCUGCUGUAAUAGGACAGCGACUUAAUCAAAAAACAGAGUACCGUAGUAAGAAAGAUGAUGCCAUUUUAGACUGCUGCCUCUACUAUAGAGAGAAACUGCACCUUUUCACCGUUCUAAUGUCUAAUGAUAAAAAUUUGUGCCUCAAGGCACUCACGGAGAAAAUAUUAACGGUUUCCUUCCGUGAGGGGAUGUCAGCAAAUAUUAUAGCACAGAGAGUUUAUGAAGAAAGAAAUUUUGUUUUGAAUAACGCCAAAACUUCAGGCGGGUUUGGGAUAUCUCCCGAGCCUAGCCUCAUACCUGAAGCGCUUGAGCACCCAAACAUCAAUUUUGGGCGUAUCGCACAACAAGUGUAUCAAGAGAUAGAAGCUAUAGUCCCAUCGGCAAUUGACUACAUCAUGCAUACAGAGUACGGCGAUGAACUAGAUCUCACAGAUUAUCGGAGGGCCAAGAUUAGCAACCUACGAGCAUGCUGUCGCUGUGUUGAGAAGUUUUGGGUAUCCGUAUUUUCUGCUUAUUUUAGAGAAAGUGAAAUCAACAAACAGUCAUGGAGUAAUCCUGAGUCUUGUCUCGUUAGUGUGCCCGCGCAGAAGACUGAAUUGGAAGAUCUAGUUAAUUUUUGGGUGUUUGCUCUGCAAUGCUUUUACAAAAAUCGAGAUGAUACUCAGAAAAAAGCUUUAACGGUUUUAUCUGAAAGGUGGACUAAAGCCUAUGUUACAGGUGACAUAUGA
Messenger RNA from Lachancea nothofagi CBS 11611, 1311 nucleotides. NCBI's taxonomy places the organism in Eukaryota, Fungi, Ascomycota, Saccharomycetes, Saccharomycetales, Saccharomycetaceae. The record is from the annotation of a GenBank genome assembly.